This is a messenger RNA of Penicillium nucicola, 951 nucleotides long. Its product is annotated as dihydroneopterin aldolase. The record is from RefSeq and is a predicted model, not a curated record. Gene Ontology annotation, biological process: folic acid-containing compound metabolic process. The transcript is spliced from 2 exons. Gene Ontology annotation, cellular component: cytoplasm. Bases 1 to 951 code for a protein of 316 amino acids. Gene Ontology annotation, molecular function: dihydroneopterin aldolase activity. Lineage: Eukaryota; Fungi; Ascomycota; Eurotiomycetes; Eurotiales; Aspergillaceae.
AUGACAACCCAAAAUUUAACCCUCCGUUCUCGCCCCCAAACCCUCGACACAGUCCGCCUCCGCGACAUAGCCCUGCCCCUCCCCGCAGCCCCAGAAGCCUGGCACCGAACCGGAAAAUCGCAACCCUGCACCGCAACCCUUACCCUGACCUACUCAAGCAUAAUCGCCGCUGCCGAGACCGACAAUGUAUCGCUGACUCUGGACUACGGCAAACUCUUCCGCCGUCUAGACAAUGACGUACGCCACAUGGCUGCACUCUCCACGUCGACCGAUCAUCCGCAUAAAGCUAUGGUCAAUGUUUCUGGGACACGUACUGCGGAUCUAGAUGAUGGGUCUUAUGCCGUUGGAAUUGACCCGCGGGUGACAGGUGCCAUUGUUGCGAAUGCUGGACUGGGGAUGUUGGAGGAGACGGCGGAGAGAGUUGGUGGGAAUGGGGAAAGUGUGUCUGCAGAGUUUGGAGAAUGUGAGGUGGAGCUGGAGUUCGGGAAGGCGAUUUUGAGGGCUGAGGGAGGCUUGAAAUAUCGGGCUGUUACGGUAUGGGGGGAUAAGGAUGGGGCUAGAUGUCCCGUUGUGUUGGAGGAGGAGUUCCGGAUUGAGGGGAUUCGGUGCCAUGCUGUUCUUGGGGUGAAUCCUCAUGAGAGAGUUGAGAAGCAGGCCGUUGUUGUUGGAUUGGUUUUCAAGGGUGAAGGACUGCAGAUUUGGGGAUCUAAGGUUGUGGCUACUUAUCAGGGUGUUGUCAGGGCUGUUGCUGAGCAAGUGGAAGAGACUGACUUCCAGACGGUUGAGUCCUUGGCUACGUUUAUUGCUCGCAUUGUUACUGUGGACUUUGGCAAUGAGUUUGUUACCGUCAAGGUUGAGAAGCCUAGUGCUCUUGCUUUUGUCGGACGGUCUGGUGUUGAAAUUACUCGGUCAAGGGAGUUUUUUGAUACUCACGAUGUGCCACGGAAAUGA